AUGGUUCAGCCCAUCAAUGUCAUAUUCAAGAACCUUCAGCAGCGAACAAAAGUAGUGAUUUGGCUGUACGACAAUAUCGAGAUGCGCAUUGAGGGCCGGAUAAUUGGCUUCGACGAAUUCAUGAACGUCGUGAUCGACGAGGCAGCCGAAGUAUACGUGAAGGAGUCAAAGCCUCGACGAGAACUUGGGCGCAUUCUGCUCAAGGGCGAUAAUAUCACACUAAUUCAACAAGUCGUGUGA
This is a messenger RNA of Sparassis crispa, 240 nucleotides long. RefSeq names its product Small nuclear ribonucleoprotein. Gene Ontology annotation, molecular function: RNA binding. Lineage: Eukaryota; Fungi; Basidiomycota; Agaricomycetes; Polyporales; Sparassidaceae. Gene Ontology annotation, cellular component: U4 snRNP; U1 snRNP; precatalytic spliceosome. The transcript is spliced from 5 exons. Gene Ontology annotation, biological process: spliceosomal snRNP assembly; mRNA splicing, via spliceosome. The record is from RefSeq and is a predicted model, not a curated record. The coding region runs from base 1 to 240 and encodes 79 amino acids.